GAAAUGAUUAUGAAAUCUUUGCUACUAGUGGGCAUUUGAUGGAACUAGCCAAAAGAGCCACCGAUCCGGACCGGGAAGGAGAAGGAAUUGCCCAAGAAAUUGUGAAAAUUUUGCAAUUACAGCCCCAACAAUAUAAGCGUUUGCUUUUUUAUGAAAUCACCCAACAAAGUAUCCGACAAGCUCUAAGUAAUCUCUUGCCACUUAAUCAAAGUUUAGUUGAAGCCCAAAAUGCUCGCCAAGUUUUAGAUCGAAUGAUUGGCUUUUGCCUCAGUCCGCUUUUACAAAAAAAACUUCAAGCCCUAUCGGCUGGCAGAGUUCAGUCUGUUGUUCUAAAAUUAAUUGUUGACCGGGAAAUUGCCAUUCGUGAAUUUGAAAAAAAAAAAGAAUAUAUUCUCCAAGGAAUUUACGAAACCCAAAAUGAAAAAUAUGCUCUAAGGCAAAAAGAUGAAAAAGGAAAACUAGUAAUUUAUCCUAGUAAGGAAGAAGCAGAAAAGGUUAAAGCCCAACUAGGUCCUAUUUUUUCCCUUAUCAAGGAAGAAAAAGAAAAAAGAUAUAUUAUUCCCAAAGCCCCGUUUACUACUUCUCUCUUGCUAUACGAAGCAAAAUCUCAAUUAGGAUUUUCUAUUGCUCAGACUACCAAAUUAGCCCAACAGUUAUACGAAGGAAUUCAUUUAAAAAGCAAGAACAAACAAGCAGGACUAAUUACUUAUCCCCGAACGGAUUCUUGUCAAAGUUUAAAUGUCCAAGACGCUCAUGAAGCUAUUCGUCCUACUUAUUUUUCUCAACAUCCUGCCGAAGUAAAAGAUAGUUUAACUCCAGAACAAUUUGCCUUGUAUAAUUUAAUUUACAACCACACCUUAGCCAGUUUAAUGAGUUCAGCCCAAACUGAAAAAACUACUUAUACUUUUGUUAAUAAUGGUUAUUACUUUACUCUCAAUGAAAAUGUACUUACUUUUGCUGGAUUUUUUAUUCUCAACCCUGAUUAUUACUUGCCUAAUUACAAAGUUAAAAAAAUCUCUUUCUUAGCCAAAGUUGAUUUGAACUCCUUGAAAGCAGACAAAAUUGAAGUAAAAGAAUACUUAGAAAACAAACCUCAACGUUAUAAUGAAGGAAGUUUAGUUCAAGAAUUAGAAAGAUUAGGAAUUGGUCGUCCGUCAACUUAUAAUACCUUUAGUAAAAUUCUGCUUAACCGUGGAUAUGUUGAGUAUAAUAAUGAAAAGCAAAAGCAUUUUGUCCCAACCGAACUGGGAUCUAAAGUAAAUGAAUGA
This is a messenger RNA of Entrophospora sp. SA101, 1268 nucleotides long. The record is from the annotation of a GenBank genome assembly. Lineage: Eukaryota; Fungi; Glomeromycota; Glomeromycetes; Entrophosporales; Entrophosporaceae.